Molecule: messenger RNA, 1616 nt
Organism: Syzygium oleosum
Lineage: Eukaryota; Viridiplantae; Streptophyta; Magnoliopsida; Myrtales; Myrtaceae
Product: extensin-like
Exons: 2
Coding region: 40-1314 (424 amino acids)
Biological process (GO): plant-type cell wall organization
Molecular function (GO): structural constituent of cell wall
Source: RefSeq, a predicted model, not a curated record
AUCCAUCCAUAGCACAACAAAAACCUUUCUCUGGCCAAAAUGGCUAAGAUGGCCCCUCUCAUUUCCACUCUUCUAGUGGUACUGGUCUCUCUUAACUUGCCCCUAGAGUCUUCGGCAAACUACGGUUACUAUUCUCCUCCACCUCCCAAGAAAUCUCCUCCCCCGCCGUCCCCGCCGCCUCCGACUCAUCCCUAUCACUACAAAUCGCCACCUCCUCCGGUGCACUCCCGGCCGCCUCCGAGGCAUCCGUAUCACUACAAAUCGCCACCUCCUCCGGUGCACUCCCCGCCACCUCCGACUCAUCCCUAUCACUACAAGUCCCCGCCACCUCCAACUCAUCCCUAUCACUACAAAUCGCCACCUCCUCCGGUGCACUCCCCGCCACCUCCGACUCAUCCCUAUCACUACAAGUCCCCGCCACCUCCAACUCAUCCCUAUCACUACAAAUCGCCACCUCCUCCGGUGCACUCCCCACCGCCUCCGACUCAUCCCUAUCACUACAAGUCCCCGCCACCUCCAACUCAUCCCUAUCACUACAAAUCGCCACCUCCUCCGGUGCACUCCCCGCCACCUCCGACUCAUCCCUAUCACUACAAGUCCCCGCCGCCGCCGCCUCCGACUCAUCCCUAUCACUACAAGUCCCCGCCACCUCCAACUCAUCCUUAUCACUACAAAUCGCCACCUCCUCCGGUGCACUCCCCGCCGCCUCCGAGUCAUCCCUAUCACUACAAGUCCCCGCCACCUCCAACUCAUCCCUAUCACUACAAAUCGCCACCUCCUCCGGUGCACUCCCCACCGCCUCCAACUCAUCCCUAUCACUACAAGUCCCCGCCACCUCCAACUCAUCCCUAUCACUACAAAUCGCCUCCGCCUCCGCCCCCUCCUCGUGUGAAACCCUACAAGCCUCACAAAUCUCCACCACCUCCUCCUAAGGAGCACCCCUACAAAUACAAAUCUCCCCCUCCUCCACCGCCCGUCCUCAAGUCUCCGCCGCCACCUCCUCCCCAGAAGCCCUAUGUUUACAAGUCUCCUCCUCCACCACCACCCACGAAGCCUUACAAGUACAAGUCUCCUCCUCCACCACCACCCACGAAGCCAUACAAGUACAAAUCCCCACCACCUCCACCACCCGUCCACAAGCCACCACCCACGAAGCCAUACAAGUACAAAUCCCCACCACCUCCACCACCCGUCCACAAGCCACCACCCACGAAGCCAUACAAGUACAAAUCCCCACCACCUCCACCACCCGUCCACAAGCCACCACCCCACCCUUACACUUAUGCAUCACCUCCUCCUCCUCACCACUACUAGAGGUUGACUGUCGAAAUACUCUCAAAAGGACGCGGUGAGUCCUUAUCGAAGAAAUAAAGAAAAUGGAUGCUGAAGAAUCUUUAUACAGACAAGGAAAAAGCGAGAGGGUUUCGCCGUUUGCUUUGGCCAACUGAGCUAGCGAAUGAAUAAAUAGACAUAUAGAUGGUUCUUUUUUCGUUUUCAUGUACUUUGGCUUAUUCUUAGAGGGUUUGUCGUAUGACUGUAUUUGAGCUUUCAGCCUCCGUGAAAAUUCCGAGGCUGAUCCGAUCAUAUAAUAAAAUAAAUGUUGUGUUUUCCCUUAA